GAAAUGAGAUGAAAUACACACAUCCAUCACAAAGUCCUUGUGAUAUUGUACAGGGUUUUCUGAGUGGCGGCAGUGCACAAUGUCACGAGAAAGAGCUCAAAGCGUCAGCCCACUUCAACGACAAUAUUGAAAACAGAAUGGAUCCAUGCUUUCAUGUACGUUUGUGACAAAUUCAGCCCCUACCAUCCAAAUGUCAUAGUAAAAAUCAAGACCCGUCAAACCAGGCAACAGUUUUCUAAUCUUCUCUUGUCUGGUUUUACUGAGCCCGUGUUUAAUUGGAGCCUCAGUUUCUUGUUCUUAGCUGACAACAGAGUCACUCGGUGCGGUCUUCUGCUGCUGCCGCCCAUCUGCUUCAAGGUUGUGUGUUCAGAAAAGCUCUUGUGCAUACCUCGAUAGUAACAGGUUACGUAAGUUACCCUUACCUUUCUAUCAGCUCAAAGCAGUCUGGCCAUUCUCCUCUGACCUCUGACAUGACUUGCUGACUGGAUAUUUAUGCUGAGAAACAGUUGAACAGGUGCACCUAAUGAAGUGGCCAUUGAGUACGCCUUUGCUGGAGACAAACACACAGGGCCUGAUCAUGCAGCAGAGCACAGGAAACACUCUGUCGAGCUGGAGGAUGUAGUGAUAGUGAUCCAGAGCCAGAGGAACUCCUACCAUGCCCGUCGCAGUGGUCAAAGGAAAGUGGAGAUUCUGCAGCAGGCAGCCCGACUUGGGCAGAUUUCUCGCCAGCCUGAGGACCGCCGUUUGGGAGUUCCAGUGGUUGUUCUUCUCCAUGAGCUGUCACAGUAUGAAGGGGACUGGAGUAUCCUCCCCGCACUUCCUCGCUGUCGAUCUUCUCAGGCUCUUUGCCAAAUAUGGACAUUCAGCUUCCUGGUUGUUCUUCAUAGAGGAGGAAACCAAAGUCACGCUGUCUGCUCUGCUGGAGGUCCUCAACAGAUAUCCAGCUGAAGAGGAGUGGUUUUUGGGCAAGCGUCUCCAUGACAACGAGGCCUCCAUCAUCCACCACUAUGCCUUCUCUGAGGACCCCAGUUCCUUCAGUUACCCUGACACCACAGCAGGCUGGGCUCUCAGUGCGCCGCUGCUCAAGAGACUCACAGAGCGGAUACGGUCUGAGAAUCUUAAGUCAGAUUUUACAAUCGACCUGAAGCAUGAGAUUGCUUUGUUUAUUUGGGAGGAAGGACAUGGCCCAAAGCUGACAGCAGUUCCAGAGUUUUGCACAGAGCCGAGAGACGGCUGUGCUACCACGUUUACAACCUACCUGCCCGACUGCGGGGAUCCAGUGUCGAAGAAUGAUGUAUUUGUUGCUGUGAAAACUUGCCAAAAGUUCCACUCAGAUCGAGUACCAGUGGUGAAGGCGACCUGGGAGAAAGAUGCUGGGUUUUUAGAGUAUUAUAGCGAUGUUACUGAUGCUUCCAUACCAACAGUCAGUUUGGGAGUGCCCAAUACUGAGAGGGGACACUGUGGGAAGACGUUUGCCAUCUUGAGGCGGUUUUUAAGCAAAGCUGUGCCGAAAGCCAAUUGGCUGCUCAUCGUUGAUGAUGAUACUCUCAUCAGUUUACCCCGGUUGAGACAGUUGCUGCGUUGCUAUGACCCAAAGGAAGCAAUGAGCCUGGGGGAAAGAUAUGGCUAUGGCUUGAUCCAGAAGGGAUACAGCUACACCACCGGAGGAGGAGGGAUGGUGCUCAGCAGGACGGCGGUGUCCAGGCUGCUUUCCAGUAGUUGUGGUUGCUACAGCGAUGAUGCUCCUGAUGACAUGGUGCUGGGCAGGUGCUUUACUACCCUCGGUGUUCCCAUUACACACAGCCCACUAUUCCACCAGGUAGAGAGCAACGCACACGCACGUGUUCUUGUCACGGCCCGACCAGAUGACUACUCCGAGGAAAUGAUCUCCACGCAGCGCGCCAUCUCCUUCCACAAGCACUGGAAUGUAGAUCCUGUGACUGUCUACAGAUACUGGCUGCAGGACACACGACCACGAGAUGAACUGUAGAAACUGUGUUUAUGCAGUGAUCUCAACUCUGCCAAAAAGAGCUCGAAAUGUACGAAAGUGGUGGUGAUACAGCUUCAACUCCUGGAUCAAACCAUGAAAGUCUCCCUGCUGCUGCCUUCUUGUAAGACGUGGAUUGAAAUUCUCAGUCUCUUCCUUUUCUUGUUUAGAAAAGGGCCGGCUCAUCAUCACUUGAUGUUGACUUCUGUUUUUCACUGUACGUGUUUUUUGUAGGACAAAUUUUCCGCAAAAACACAACACAUUCAACAUGUUAUAUACAUUACGCAACACGUUUGGAUCUGAACAUUUUUGCAUUGUUUUUUUGUGUGUAAUGGACUUCAGACUAAAAGUCUGAUGAAUGCGCUUUGUGAUGAUGGUAAAGUGAGGAGGAAUUUGCCCAAAAUGAGAUGUUUUGCAGAAUUAGGACCCAGAGUAAGACAAAGUAAACAAACAAAAUAUUAAUAGGUCACAAGCAGGUUGAUCAAGUUACUUGAAAAUAGUAAUUAGUUACUAAUUACUGAUUACUUAUUUUCAAAGGUAAUUAGUUACUACUUAAUUACUUUUAAGAAAACAUAAUAAAGCAAUAGACCUUUCAGCCCAAUUCUAUUUUCCUGCAUAAUCCAUCAUAUAAACUGUAAUCAAAUGAAAAAGUCUGUUUUUAAAACUUUUUUUAUUAGCUUUAAUCUUUUGACUUUAUGCACAUUGCAUCAAACAAAAAUUAAAAUUAUAUGCAACAGUCUUUGACUUGAACAAAUUUGUUUAACAUUUAAAACUAUUUUCUGCAUAUUCCAGCGUAUAAAAUAAAAAUAAUGUUUUGUGUUUAGGGGUUAGAAUGAAUGAAUGAAUAAAUGUGAAUAAAUCUGAAAAAGGAGGAGGUUCAGUUGAAGUAAGCAGAACUUUAUUUUUGAUGUGUGAACAGCAGCACUGUGUGAAUGUGGGUCAGUUAAAGAAUUGCCGUCAGAGGUGACGAGAUGAAUUAAAAUGUAAUGUUUCAUCCAUUUUGUGGAAAUGUUGGUGUGUUAACUAAAAAUCUGCCAUGUCUUUAAAUUAACUUUUGAGGUUUUUUUGGUAUUGUUGAAAUAAAUC
Molecule: messenger RNA, 3073 nt
Organism: Pelmatolapia mariae (spotted tilapia)
Lineage: Eukaryota; Metazoa; Chordata; Actinopteri; Cichliformes; Cichlidae
Gene: b3glctb
Product: beta 3-glucosyltransferase b
Exons: 17
Coding region: 656-1990 (444 amino acids)
Cellular component (GO): membrane
Molecular function (GO): acetylglucosaminyltransferase activity
Source: RefSeq, a predicted model, not a curated record